CCUCGGACGCGCCUCAAGUUUUGCUAUUCUUGUGCCCUACGAACUUGCCUUUGCAAAUCUCCAGUUACAUUCCUAAUUCUCCAAUAACUCCCUUCGAAAAUUUUAAAUCUUCCCCCAAAACCUCCAUUUCUUCCCGAUCCCCCCCCUCUGAAUUCUAGCCGUAUCUCACCUAGGGUUUGGAUCCCAUUUUCCCUCCUAAAUCUAGAGUUCCGUUGUUUACUUCCCCAAAUUUUCCCUGCUUUCUGAUCCAAUCUAGUUUAUUUAUUUAUUUUUUUUUAAAUAUCGUUCUUACUACUAUCAGUUAUAUGGUCUAUUGAUUUAUAGAUUUGAGUUCAAUCUAGGGUUUCGAAUCCUGAUCCCCGAAAGUUGUAAUUUUGGCUUCGACAAGUUUGGGGAGGAUUUGUUUAACUGGACUUUUGAAUUUUGUUCCCAAAAUUCGUUCUUUUGGUAGAAAACUUGGCUUUGGAGGCUUUAGGAAUAGGUUCAUCGAAAAUACGUUUGCCGAAGAGCAGGAAAAGGUCAACGUACUGUUGGUGGAGGAGGGUGUGGUUUGAGCCUGCAUUUGUUGUUAUAAAUUGAAGAUGCCGAGAUGCUGGCUCUGAAUCGUAACGGGUUCCCCAAUAUGAGCCCUUUUUUUCAUUUGGCUGAAUGGCAUCCGCUAGGAUUGCAAAGCUGAUUUGGGCUUGGAGCCUUCUCCUCCUCCUGUAAACAGGUGUUGGGAUAAAUUCCUUCAGUUGCUGAUAAUUAAAAUAACUACUUCAGGGUUCGAGUUUCUCAUGUUAAGUAAGAAUAAGAUUAUUGCGAGAAUGAUAGGCUGCUGCGGUUGCUUUGGCUUUGGUUUUAGCAGAAGGCCUAAAGGAGAACUGAGGCCAACUUCUGGCUUCAAUAAUCACCAUUCCUUGGAUUUGUUGUUGGAUGAAGAUAUUGAAGAUGAUGAUGAGUGUUCAUACAAUGGUGAUGUUACAGAUACCGCUCGUGAAGAUGAUGCUGUGUUGCACAGUCGCGCCAAUCGUUCUGAAGAGAUUUUAAGGUUCAGGGAACAGAAUGGAAUGAUUUGCAGGCAACAUCCUGUCAAGGAAACUCAAAAGAUUUUCCGCACAGAGGAUGAAAAUGGCAAUAAGAUGGUCAAUGAGUAUGUUCGUGAGUAUAAAAUUGGUGCUGGUAGCUAUGGGAAAGUGGUUUUAUAUCGGAGCAGCGUGGAUGGGAAGCAUUAUGCAAUUAAGGCAUUUCACAAGUCUCAUUUAUUAAAGCUACGAGUUGCACCCUCAGAGACUGCCAUGACUGAUGUGCUUCGCGAGGUUCUUAUUAUGAAAAUGUUGGAUCAUCCUAAUAUAGUCAAUCUCAUUGAGGUGAUUGAUGACCCAAGCACAGAUCAUUUUUAUAUGGUUCUUGAGUUUGUGGAAGGCAAAUGGGUUUGCGAGGGUUCAGGUCCACCAGGUGGCUUAGGCGAGAUCACAGCAAGAAAGUACAUGCGGGAUGUAGUUUCAGGGCUCAUGUAUCUCCAUGCUCAUAAUAUUGUGCAUGGCGAUAUUAAACCUGAUAAUUUGCUAGUUACUCGCAAUGGUACAGUUAAGAUAGGUGAUUUCAGUGUCAGCCAGGUGUUUGAGGAUGACAAUGAUGAGCUUCGUCGGUCCCCUGGGACUCCUGUUUUCACUGCCCCUGAGUGCUGUCUUGGUCUAACCUAUCAUGGCAAAGCUGCAGACACGUGGGCUGUGGGAGUAACUUUGUACUGUAUGAUUCUGGGACAUUAUCCAUUUCUUGGGGAGACACUGCAGGAUACUUAUGAGAAGAUUGUUAAUAGCCCCUUGGUUCUCCCCGAUGCCAUGAACCCCCGGCUGAAGAACUUGCUGGAAGGACUUCUUUGCAAAGAACCAAACAUGAGAUUGACAUUGGAGGCUGUUGCGGAGCACACCUGGGUUAUUGGGGAAGAUGGGCCAAUUCCUCAGCAUUUAUGUUGGUGCAAGCGAAAGAGCCUGCAGAGGGAAGAAUCUGAUGGGAGCAAUGAUGAUACUCAAAUAACUCCUACCGACUAAAUUGUUUUCUCACGUUAUGUAUAGUAGAAAAGUAAGUUUUUUCCCCUUUUUGUUUGUUUGUUUUUUUGACGCAGCAAUCUGAUUUGCAUGGAGGUAAAUCAGGACACUGAAUUCCGGAAACCAACCUUUUUGAAGUGCAUUGAAAUAUAUGUCCAAGAAGUGAGUUGGUGAUUAGGAUUAUUGGGUUGGAAAUGAUACUGUAGAGAUUCAGUACUUGGUGGAGUUGGGGAUUUUAUCAUGAUUUAAAAGAGAAGCAUGUAUUGUGCCAGUCCUGAAUCUAGACAUUGUUAUCUGAUUGAGAAACAGUAAUUUGUUCCCUUUGUGCUUUGCCUUC
Juglans regia (Persian walnut) is the source of this 2367-nucleotide messenger RNA. RefSeq names its product serine/threonine-protein kinase GRIK2. Lineage: Eukaryota; Viridiplantae; Streptophyta; Magnoliopsida; Fagales; Juglandaceae. Bases 777 to 2033 code for a protein of 418 amino acids. The record is from RefSeq and is a predicted model, not a curated record. Gene Ontology annotation, cellular component: cytoplasm. The transcript is spliced from 13 exons. Gene Ontology annotation, molecular function: protein serine/threonine kinase activity; ATP binding. Gene Ontology annotation, biological process: intracellular signal transduction; protein phosphorylation.